Molecule: messenger RNA, 1757 nt
Organism: Serinus canaria (Common canary)
Lineage: Eukaryota; Metazoa; Chordata; Aves; Passeriformes; Fringillidae
Gene: TNFSF8
Product: TNF superfamily member 8
Exons: 4
Coding region: 362-1078 (238 amino acids)
Biological process (GO): CD8-positive, alpha-beta T cell differentiation; immune response
Cellular component (GO): membrane
Molecular function (GO): tumor necrosis factor receptor binding
Source: RefSeq, a predicted model, not a curated record
CCAACUGCAGCUGCACGGAGUAUAAAAUGAAAGAGAAGUUGCAUAUCUCCCCAUUUCACAGAGCCUGGGGCGGGGGAUAGUGGUGUCUGUGCAGCUUGUGAGAUCAGAAACCUUGGCUGCAGCGCAGGACCUCGGUGGAGAAAUCCCUGAGCAAGAACAUGAAGCUCCUUCCCCUGCUCACAGCUGCGUCCUGCCUCACGCCCCCGGGGCCCUCUCUCUUUGUACGGCAAGUGAUGAAGUUUUUUUUCCAGAUCACAUGAGCCAGGAUGAAGGGGGAAAAUCCUGCCAGGAGCAGAGAUGGGCUGCAACUUGAACCUGACCGAGGGGAGACACAGAGCAGUGCCUGGAGAGCUAUAUAAGAAUGUGCCAGGAACAGGAGCAAACACUUUCUCAGGUGAAGGACUCUCAUGAAUCAGCCAUGAAUGUGAAUGAAGACACUGAUUCCAGGAGGCUUGGAGCCACUAACAAAGUCGGCUUGUAUUUCAUCAUCGCCACCCUGGGUGUGCUGCUCGUCUUUGCCUUGGCCACCAUCAUGGUCCUGGUCGUCCAGAGGACGGAAGCUGAUCAUGUCAUGGAGGGCAUCAAAAAACCCAUCAGGACAGGUAACACUUUUGAAGACUAUUUGAGGAUCCUACAGAGAGUCCCAGGCAAUGGCAAUGGAACUGCUGCCUACAUGAGAGUGUCCAGCACAGUGAACAGCUCCAGGCUGAGCCUGGUGGAGAAGGGGAUCUGUGAGGCCAUCAAGUGCCAGAGCAAGGAGCUGGUGAUCAGGAAACAAGGCCUCUACUUGAUCUUCUGCAACUUGAACUUUCACUUUCCCAACUGCUCCAAGAGCCCCAUCGACCUGAAGAUUGAGCUCCUGGUGAACGACAGGGUGGACAGGCAGACAUUGUCCACGUUGUGUGCAUCAGAAACGUGCCAGGACAAGACUUUUAAGACCUUGCUCCAGCUGCACUUGACACACCUGAAAGAGAAUGACAAAAUAUCAGUGACACUGAACCAUCCUGAAUUCCUGAAUGAUAUUUCUCUUCCCAAUGAAAACGUUCUUGGGGUCUUGAGGUACAGCGAUGGAAUGUGAGCAGCUCCCUGACCUCCCACUGCUGCCCAGACCCUUCCUCUGAACACCAGCAGCCUGCUUUUACUAGGCACCACCUUGGUUUCAAUUUCACACCUCACCUCAUGCCUAGGGUGACCUUUGUGAGUGUCCCAGGAAAAAAAACACUGCAAGAGCCACAUCUGCCAGGUUCCCUGGCCUGGCUCGGGGUGGGAUUGUUGGACUAUCCAGCACAUAACCCACCAAAGGUUCCUCAAAAUAAUCUGUGCAAACACAGACUAAAACCCUGCCAGAUCAUGGCAAGAAUCCACAAUACAAAGAUUUUCAGGGUCAUAAACUGCUGGCACAGGACAUGGGAAAAUGUGUUUAACUCUAUUCUAAGAAGUAGUGUUUUAACCCAGUCUUUCCAAAAACCCAACAGGCAAAGCUUGUAGUCAAAGCUUUUCUCUACCGUGGGCACAAAAUGACAACUCUGGAGAAGAUUCAACAGAGAUGAAUGAUGAAAUUACAACAGCAGAAUGAUGAAAUUAUUGACUCUCGGGCUGGUAGCUGGAACUCUGGGGCAGGACAUGGGAGAUUUGGGAUUUACAGGAUAUUUCUGUGCUGCAUUCUGCUAUGGACUUUAUGUAGUUUCUUUCAAGUGUUUUCCUUGUCACUAUUUAUCCAUCUUUUCUAUUUAAAUAUAAAGCUCUUUGGGACAGAA